Rhododendron vialii is the source of this 5869-nucleotide messenger RNA. RefSeq lists its product as uncharacterized. Lineage: Eukaryota; Viridiplantae; Streptophyta; Magnoliopsida; Ericales; Ericaceae. The record is from RefSeq and is a predicted model, not a curated record. The coding region runs from base 355 to 5199 and encodes 1614 amino acids. Gene Ontology annotation, molecular function: transcription corepressor activity. The transcript is spliced from 8 exons. Gene Ontology annotation, biological process: negative regulation of DNA-templated transcription.
AGUAUAGUAUAUACUAUACAUGACCAUUACACAACCCAAACCCCCAAUCAACAAACCCAGAACCAAAAGUCUCUCUCUCCCUCUCUCUCUCUCUCUUCAAUCGGCGAUCGGUGACAGUCUCGCUGAGUCAUCGCCGGUGGACGGAUCAAAGACCCUUUUCCGGCAGAGGUAAGCAUUCGAUACGUACAACCUUUGUCGUCACAUUCUCCGUUAAAGCUAUCAACCUGAAAUUUUUUCUAGGGUUUCCUCUGAUUUGGUCCAGAUCUGGUCAUGGGUUUGAUGGUCAAUUUGGGUUGAAAAGGGUGUAAAAGUAAUUGGUUUUAGGUUUUGGAUCGUAGCUAGCUAACGCAUGAGAUGGAAGAGGGGGUGAGAUCUAGAGAGGGUUUGGUAAAGAAGAAGAAUUCUUCAGGUUGCUUGAUAAUAAAGAAGAAAGUUGAUGGGUCAAGAAAGGUGUUCGAGUCGAAUAAGGAGAGGAAAAGGCCGCGUUUGGCUCCCAGUAAUUCUUCUGGUUCUAGCGGUGAUGAUGAUGACGACUCAGAAGAGCUUUCUAAUAGGAAGAAAACUGGAAGUUUUCAAAAUGGUCAGAACGGCGGAAUGGAGAGUGACAGGAAGGGGAGGUUAGAUGUGUUCGAGUUCGAUGAUGAGUAUGAUUACGGGCAUCACAGGUUUAAGCACACUAGCCGGAAAUGGAACGACGGGGAUAUCGAAACCGGGUCUAGUAGACAUAUUAUGAUUGAGAAGAGAAAGAAAUCUUAUUUUGAUAGUGGAAGCGAGUCUUUAUCGGGUGGAAGGAAAAGGGGAUCAGAUUAUGGUUUUAAGAGUAGGUUGGAGACAGACGACGAUGAAGCUCAUUUACCCAUUUCGUCCUUUAGACAGAAGGUUUGUGCACCUUCUGACGAGCCUAUCAGAUUGCAGGGCAAAAAUGGUGUUCUGAAAGUGAUGGUCAACAAAAAGAAGAAGAUGGACGUUCCUAGUAAACUCACUGAUCGCCAGUUGGUAGUUGGAGAUAGAAAGGGUUCUAAGUCCGAAAUUGUUAUCAAGAAGAAGGACACGUCUAUUGAACCUUCGUUUUACUCGGAUUCAAAACGAACUGAAAAAGUAGUUCCAGUUAUUAGGACGGAGAAGAGUGAAGUCAAAGGGAGAAAACCAGUGUCUAAGAGUGCCAAGGGUGGUGAUUCAGAAACAGAGGACAGUGAUACGUCAUUGAGGCGGGGACCAUCACGUCUGCAAGCUUCGAAAAGGGUAAGGAGAACGGGUGGGAAAACUCCAUCAGCUGAAAAAAUGAAGCCUGUUAAAGGGAAGGGAGUGUCUAAGAGUGCUAAGGGUGGUGAUUCAGAAAUGGAGGACAGUGAUAUGUCGUUGAGGCAGGGACCAAGCGUGCAAGCUUCGAAACGGAUACGGAGAACUGACGGGGAAACUCCACCGGCUGAAAAAAUGAAGACUAUGAAAGGAAAGGAAGUGUCUAAGAGUGGUAAGGGUAGUGAUUCAGAAACAGAGGACAGUGAUACGUCGUUGAGGCGGGGAUCAUCAAGUGUGCCAGCUUCGAAAGGGGUAAGGAGGACUGCUGGGAAAGCUCCAUCAGCUGGAAAAAGGAAGCCCGAUAAAGGAAAGGAAGUACAAACAAAGCGUGGUAGUGGGACGGAAAAGCAAUUGUUGCGUGAGAAGAUUCGGCAUAUGCUUAUAAGUGCUGGUUGGACAAUUGAUUAUAGACCUCGAAGGAACAGAGAUUAUUUAGAUUCUGUGUACAUUGAUCCCAGUGGAACAGGAUACUGGUCCAUUAUUAAGGCUUAUGAUGCACUUCAAAAGCAACAGGACGUAGAAGACGCUGAUGUAAAACAAGGUGAGGACUCCUCACAAUUUUUGCCGUUGCCAGAUGACUUGCUAAGUAAAUUAACUAGGCAAACUCGGAAGAAGAGGGAAAGAGAGAUGAAGAUGAAGCGGAAAAAUCAUGGUAGGACUAGGAGAGGCAAAGAAAGGAAGGAAGGGUCUGCAAAGGGUACAGAACAUAAUGGUAAAUCACCAAAAGGGAGAUCAGAUGAAACAAGUAAUGCAAGUGGAGAUGAUUCAGGCAGUAAUUUAUCUCCCAAGCGAGAGAGAUCUGGAAAACAGUCCACUGCAACUAAUUCUCGCACAAUACAAGGAAGAAAGAGUCGAAAAAUUGGCAGAUGUACGUUAUUGAUUCGCAGUUCUGACAAGAGAGCAGAUUCAGAAAGUGACGGUUAUGUUCCAUUUACAGGGAAAAGAACAGUGCUUUCCUGGCUUAUUGACUCUGGAGUGGUUCAUUUAAGUGAGAGAGUGCAGUACAUGAACCGUAGAAGGACACGGGCGAUGCUAGAGGGCUGGGUUACAAGAGAUGGUAUACACUGUGGCUGUUGUAGCAAAAUCCUCACUGUCUCAAAGUUUGAGAUUCAUGCUGGAAGCAAACUGAGACAGCCAUUCCAAAACAUAUAUUUGGAGUCUGGUACAUCCCUUUCGCAAUGCCAGAUAGAGGCGUGGAAUAGACAAGAGGAGUCCAAACGCAUUGGUUUUCACACUGUGGGCACUGAUGGUGAUGAUCCGGAUGAUGAUACUUGUGGGCUCUGCGGUGAUGGUGGGGAUUUGAUCUGUUGUGAUGGGUGUCCAUCAACAUUUCAUCAGAGUUGCUUAGAUAUACAGAUGCUUCCCCCUGGUGAUUGGCACUGUCCCAACUGUAUAUGCAAAAUUUGUGGAAUUGUGGGUGAGGUUAGCGAUGUGGGAGAUACUGCAACCGUCGGCGCCCUUCCGACUUGCAGCCUGUGUGUAAAAAAAUAUCAUGAAUCUUGCAGUCAGGAGAUGGAACCCGCUGAUGUAAAUCGUGCAUCCGCUUCCUUUUGUGGGAAGAAGUGCCAAGAGCUCUUUGACUCAUUACAGAAGCUUCUUGGGGUCAAACAUGAAUUGGAAGCGGGAUUUUCAUGGUCUCUCAUUCAUCGAACAGAGAUCGACACGGAUGCAUCACACCGUGGAGCUCCACAGAGGGUGGAAUGCAAUUCUAAGCUAGCUGUUGCACUCUCUGUUAUGAAUGAGUGCUUUUUGCCUAUCGUUGACAGGAGGAGCGGAAUCAAUUUGAUACAUAAUAUUCUCUACAAUUGUGGAUCAAACUUCAGUCGGCUAAACUAUAGUGGCUUCUAUACUGCUAUUUUGGAGAGGGGUGAUGAAAUCGUUUCCGCAGCAGCCAUCAGGAUCCACGGGACACAACUUGCAGAGAUGCCUUUCAUUGGGACACGUCAUAUGUAUAGACGCCAAGGGAUGUGCCGCCGACUUCUUAGCGCCAUUGAAUUGGCCCUCUGCUCUCUCAAAGUCGAGAAAUUGUUUAUUCCUGCCAUUGCUGAGCACAUGAAUACAUGGACUAUGGUUUUUGGUUUCAAUCCACUUGAGGAGUUGCACAAGCAAGAACUGAGGUCGAUGAAUAUGUUGGUGUUUCCUGGCACAGACAUGCUACAGCAACCACUAGUGGAACAAAAAACCACAGGGGAAAACACAACUGCCAACUCAGAUACGAAAUCCAUUCUAAUCAAAGAAGAUCUUCGUCUUGAGCCUGAUUUGACAAAAAAAUCAGAUGCUGAUUCCUCUGGGGGCCAUGAUCUCAACAUCCGUGAUGAUGAUGUUAUCAUGCAAAAUGGCGAUGAAAUUGAUGACAAAGCUGCUGCUGAAGAUUCUGGUUUGGAAGGCCCGGCUGUUCUCUCAGAGGGUAAUGCACUGUUGACUUCUUCGACGGGUGUUUCUUGUGAACCUAAAGUUGAAGUCUUGAACGACGAGAAGGCGACUCUUCAGUCUCAGUCAGUAGAAAUGUCAACUGAAUCUUCUGCUGACUUUGUUAAGGGCCCCCCUUCCUCAGAUUUGCAUCAUGAUCUCCUUAAGAUGGAAAAUCCUGUAUUAGAUCCUUCUGUCAACAGUAUUUCUUCUCUCAGCCUGGGUGAAGUUCUCGAAUCUAAUGUCAAAGCUGCUGUAGUUGAACUGGUUCUUGAUCCCUUGGAGGAAACAUCGGCCAUGGAUACUGCUGAGGAGUUCAAAGGAGAUAAAAAGCUUCUUUCCGUCUCCACUGUGGAUGCAACUGAUGAGACCACAAAGGAAUCCAACUCUGAUUUGAGUACUCGCAUUUCAGAUAGCAUGGAAUACAAGUUGCAUGUGGCUUCAGAAUCUGAAGUCAAAGUUGAUGAACCUGUUGAAGGUAAUAUUGAGUCUUUCGUGGAGGGUUAUAAAGAUGGUAAUCAUGAUGCGAAAGUAAAAGUCCUUGAUUCUUUGGGUGGAAUUUCUGCGGAGGAAGAGAAAAAUAACGGGAUCCUGGAUCUAGUUUCUGUAUCUUCUUCCAAUGGAAAUGAUGAGUGUAGUGUGCAACUUGCAUCGGAUAUGAAUCAACCAGAUGCACUUCAUCUGCCAAGCAAAUUGAUUGUGGCUUCACUUGUUUCGAAUGCAGAGGUUGCUUUUGAAACAGAAGUUGCUAUAGUAGAAGGUAACGGUCAGUCUUCUGCUGCGAGUGACAUUGUUGAUACUCUUGUUUUGGAUUCUUUAGAUGACAGUUCUACUCAUAACACGACUGAAGAAGUUAACAAUAAGCCGCAUCAGGUUCCCCUUUCCAAUCUGUGUGAAAAAGAGGAAAGUAGUAACUCUGGUUCGAAUCAUCAGAGUAAAUGUGAGGUUGAAAGUGAAAUUCCUGUGGCUUCAGAAGUUUGUUAUGAAGCAGAUACAGCACCAGUGAGAAAUGAUAUUCGAAGUUCUGAAGUGGGUGACAUUGAUGAUAAAGUUAAUGAUGGCAAAGUUGCUUGUGUUGAACCUGAUCUUGAUUCUUGUGGGGAAAUUUCUGCUCAGGAAAACGACAUUACUAAAGACCAGGAACCUGCAUCUGUUUCUUCGCUUGACGUAUCUGCUGAGUGUACCAUUCAUUUGAACUCGGCUUCGAACAAGCAGAAUGCUCUUGACAUGGAAAGCAACUUGCAUGCAGCUUCAGAAGUUGCUCUAGGUGGAUGUAAUAUUCUUUUAAGUGGAGAAGAUGACAUGGGUAAAAAAGCUGAAGAGGUAAAUGUCAUAAAUGCCCCCGUCGAAAUCUCUGUGGAACAUCUAACUGAGGAAAUCAAAGCAAAUGUUACAGUUUCAACUAUUCAUGAAUCUGAUGACAGUUCCGUUCAAUUUGAAUCUGAUCAGAAUAAUCAGAGUGCAAAUGCAAUGGAAACUGACUUGUCAUAGGGACUCUUGAGGUUCAAUCUGAUGGAAUGCAUUGUGAUAACAUGCAUUUCUUGUAUUUUGAUCUUCUUCUGUUAGAUAUGAUCUUGAUAGCCAUUUUCGUCAUCGCACGCUGGAAUGCAGCUUAUAUACCUCCGGCAUUGUGGGCAACAAGAAAUGGAACCCAUGAAAAAGCCAUAAAUUUUGAGGGAAAUGACUUUCUGGUUUCUGAUCCAAGGUCGUGCACAAUAUAUCUGUUACAGGAGGCUUCCAGUGGGUAGAAAUUGUUUCUGCUGCAAUUCUGUUGCAAUUUUACCGGAGUUGGUCCGGAUAUCAUAAAGUCAAGUUCCCUGCCUUGUAAUGUUGUAACCUAGCUUGGCCAAUAACUUCUGUGUGCUGAGUUUGUUAGACGAAUACUUUGGAUUAGCUUUUUUGUUUUUGUACAGAUCUAGAUUUGGGUUUUUGGUGUCUCUGGUGGAACUUGGAAGGCCUUGUAAUCUGUCAUAUGAUAGACUGAUAGUGAUAAUUUUGUUGUUACAGCACGGAGGUAAGGUAAUUCUUGGGCUGGGCCUUUCUUAUUAGGUCCUGGAACUCCCAUCAUGUUUCUUUGUAAUCUAGUCAAGUUUCAGUUGUUGGGUGUGCUGAUGUUAUUAGGAAUCGUGAUUCUGUUUCUGUCACACCGUUCUGUUUCAGU